Melitaea cinxia (Glanville fritillary) is the source of this 1433-nucleotide messenger RNA. RefSeq names its product gustatory and odorant receptor 22-like (gene Gr21a). Gene Ontology annotation, cellular component: axon; membrane; dendrite. Lineage: Eukaryota; Metazoa; Arthropoda; Insecta; Lepidoptera; Nymphalidae. The coding region runs from base 19 to 1329 and encodes 436 amino acids. The record is from RefSeq and is a predicted model, not a curated record. Gene Ontology annotation, biological process: sensory perception of taste. The transcript has 9 exons.
GAAACUAAAAAGAGAAAUAUGUUUGAAAAGAUCGACGGUAAAGACAUAAGAGCUUAUCAAGAAAAGGAUAUCUAUGGACCGCAGAUCACCGACAAAGAUGGGGAGCUUCUUGACAAACACGACAGCUUUUAUAUAACUACAAAGAGCUUGCUGGUUCUCUUUCAAAUCAUGGGCGUCAUGCCUAUCAUGAGGGUUCCUAGACAUGCACAGACGACUAAACGUACAACUUUUAAUUGGAUUUCAAAAGCGACACUGUGGGCAUAUCUCGUAUGGAGCCUUGAAAGUAUUAUCGUCAUAAGAGUUGGCAGAGAACGUCUCGCAAACUUUCAACAGAACUCCAACAAGCGAUUUGACGAGGUUAUCUAUAAUAUAAUAUUUCUCAGCAUCCUCAUCCCACACUUUCUACUACCUAUCGCCUCCUGGCGACAUGGGCCUGAAGUUGCUAUAUUUAAAAACAUGUGGACCCAUUACCAGCUAAAAUAUUUAAAAAUAACAGGAACACCGAUUGUUUUUCCAAAUCUAUAUUCCCUUACAUGGGGACUAUGUAUAUUUUCAUGGGCACUCAGCUUCGCUGUGAUUCUCUCGCAAAAUUAUUUACAAGAUGACUUUGAACUUUGGCACUCAUUUGCAUACUAUCACAUCAUUGCCAUGCUAGACGGAUUCUGUUCAUUAUGGUACAUAAAUUGCAAUGCGUUUGGAACUGCUUCUAAGGGUUUAGCAGCAAACCUACAUAAGGCAUUAGAAGCGGAACAUCCCGCAUUGAAGUUAGCACAAUUUCGUCAUUUGUGGGUUGACUUGUCUCACAUGAUGCAGCAGUUAGGUAGAGCGUAUUCAAACAUGUAUGGCAUAUACUGCAUGGUCAUAUUUUUCACAACCACAAUUUCCUUAUACGGGUCUCUCUCUGAAAUACUGGAACAUGGUCUUAGUUACAAAGAAAUGGGAUUAUUUGUGAUAGUAGGUUAUUGUAUGACCCUACUUUUCAUCAUUUGUAACGAAGCUUACCACGCUACGAGAAAGGUCGGACUGGAAUUUCAAGUUCGUCUUCUAAACGUGAAUCUAGGAGCUAUUGAUCGUAGCACGCAGCGCGAAGUUGAAAUGUUCCUAGUUGCGAUCGCCAAGAACCCGCCCAUAAUGAAUCUUGACGGUUUCACUAACAUUAACAGGGAACUCUUCACGGCGAACAUAUCGUUCAUGUCUACAUACCUUAUAGUGUUAAUGCAGUUCAAGUUGACGCUUUUGAGGCAAGGCUCAAAGGUAGUGAAGAAAAUUGUCAACACAAUAUUUAAUACAUCUACUACUUUAGCUGAUGAUGAUGAAUUUGAUGAAUGAUUAAAAUCAAAAACAUCAGUUUUAUUUCUUCAAUAUUGUAGUAGCUUAAAUGUAGUUGUAAUACAUAUAAUGUAGUAUGGUAUAACAAUAAAAAAUUUGCAAAU